Striga asiatica is the source of this 1759-nucleotide messenger RNA. The record is from the annotation of a GenBank genome assembly. NCBI's taxonomy places the organism in Eukaryota, Viridiplantae, Streptophyta, Magnoliopsida, Lamiales, Orobanchaceae.
AAUUGAUAAAUCACAUAUAAAUUGAAUAUUAACAAAAUAUGAACUCAAGAAGUAAAAUUAUUUUUUAACUUGAAGUGUUUGUUUUGAUAUGGUUUAUAUUUGGUGUAAAAAACAAAAAACAAACACAAUAGUUAAUAAAAGGUAUAGUAAUUAAUAACUUCUUGGUGUAAUUCUGACUCGCUAAGAAUAGGGCGUUUAUUUGUGAGUAUAAGUAUUUCUGGAACCACACAUCCCUAAAAUAUAUUUAUUGCCUUUUUUAUUCAAUUAGUUAAUUAAUCAAUCAAUGUUUAAAUAAAGUCAAACAAUGGCGUUUGUGGAAUAUAAAAUUAUUUACAGUCAUCUUAGUGGAAUUAUUGUUAUUCAAAAGGAAUAAAAAACAUACUCUUAUUAAUGUGUACAUAGAAGAAAGUCUCUUCGUUAAGUGGGUAAUUUUCUCAUUUUUAUAUUUUAUAAACAACUCGUUUGGCCUCCCGGCCCAAUGCUGUAGGUUUAGUUUUAUUCUAAAUUUCAAGUCCUUAAAACCCCAACCCCUGGGUUUUGGAGCCUAGAAACACCCGAGAGCCUUUUCGAUAGAUACACACACUACGAGAUCACCUUCACAAUGACGACUCUGUAUCCUUUCACAGGGCCCGGAUUCGGAUCUCCGCCCAUGUUCUGGUCGAGGGUUAAUCCUCGGCCACCAAGAGUUAUGAACUUGUGCAGUUACUAUGUGAGAUCACACGGGUAUCUUCUCAAUGAUUCACGACAGAACGGAUGGCCUCAUGUUGCCCCCUAAUGAAGAGGGCGACACCUUCAAUGCGCACAAGAGCAUGGACAGGUUUGAUGGUUCCCUGAGUCUGUCCUGCGUAAUAUUUACCACGGAUUGAGUAAUGAGAUGCACUCACGGUUGAACCAAUUCUUUCGGGACCUCAAUUCAAAGUACCGGAAUAACAUGUCCGUUCGACAAAAGAACCUGCACCACAUCAAGUUUUUGUUGUCGUCCUACUACAAGCACGAACAUGAACUUGGAUACAUGUUCCAUGCUUACUUGAAUAUUGUGUGCACGGCCAUGGAGAGGAUUAACAAUUUGAGUCGGCCAGCUUUCAUGUUUUCCGGAGCUUCGGUCACUGCUGGAAUGGUGGAUCAGUAUCAGGAUCAAACUUUUAUUAAGAAGAUACGUCUGUGUCGGGUUCAAAGUGGAAAUCUUACUGGACGGGCAAUUAUGAAAGAAGUGGUGUUUAGGGUUAGCAGGACGGGCAACCCACUAAGGAGGAUGAGGAGAAUUCGUCUUGCUGGAGAUGCUCUCCAACUCGGAGAGCCUUUUCUGAUCCCUCCAAAUAUCUGAUUUGAGGAACACAAGAAAGUGUGGCCAAAUAGUUCUUACAUGUUAGGUCAUCAGUUUAAAGUUGAAUAGGAUUUGCAGGGUAUGACAAUUAUUGUGCAUUGCAUUCAGUUCAUGUUUGUUGUUUGAAGUUGAAUACUUUGUCUCCUUUUGAAAUUAUUAGACUAUAAUGUUGUUUGAAAUUUGCCUAUUUUGGAUACUUUUGUUUGUAUGCAAGAACUAAUGUUUUUGAAUUUGAUUUCAAUAGAUGGUGAUGGUUUUUGGAUAUGAUUUCAGUAGUUUUUGAUGGUGAUGGUUUUUGGUUUCAGUAGUUUGUGAUGCUUUUCAAUAUGUGCAUCGUACAGUUUUUUUCUGAUUCUAUUAACAGGUGAUGGUCAAUGGAUCAGGUAGUAUAGUUUUUUAUGUGAUUCCAAUAAAUAGUAAUGGUAAUGGUUUUUA